This is a messenger RNA of Biomphalaria glabrata, 756 nucleotides long. RefSeq names its product MKI67 FHA domain-interacting nucleolar phosphoprotein-like. Bases 78 to 737 code for a protein of 219 amino acids. The transcript has 5 exons. Lineage: Eukaryota; Metazoa; Mollusca; Gastropoda; Planorbidae. Gene Ontology annotation, cellular component: nucleolus. Gene Ontology annotation, biological process: maturation of LSU-rRNA from tricistronic rRNA transcript (SSU-rRNA, 5.8S rRNA, LSU-rRNA). The record is from RefSeq and is a predicted model, not a curated record. Gene Ontology annotation, molecular function: RNA binding.
GCAAGUGCAACUUUCAUAAUCCAGCUUUUUAAUUUACCAUCAUUAUUUUGGGUCUAGCAGAUCGUAGUGUAAACAAAAUGGCAGCGACCACGCGAAAAAGGCCUGCUAGAAAAUAUGCUAAAAAGGAAAAGGUGGAUAUCUCAGAAGAGGAUAGAAAGCCAGGUGUUAUUUACAUUGGCCAUAUGCCUCAUGGUUUUUGUGAAAAAGAACUUCGAGCAUAUUUCUCUCAAUUUGGUAAAGUCUUGAAUGUUAAAGUAUCCAGGUCUACCAAGAAUGGUCAUGCCAAAGGUUAUGCUUUUGUCAAGUUCAAGUAUGCUGCAGUGGCCAAAACAGUGGCAGAAACAUGCCACAACUACUUAUUCUUCAACAAGUUAUUGAAAUGUCAGUAUCGCCCUCUUGAAGAAGUUCAUCCCAGGACAUUUGUAUCCUAUCCAUGGAAACCAGAUUUGAAAAGAAAAAGACAGCACAACAAUGGGAAGUCAGAAGGAAAGUUAAGAACCUCUCUAAAAGUAUAUACAAAGAAACAAGAAGGAAAACUCAAGAAGCUGAAAGAAAUAGGAUUGGAUAUAAAACUUAGUGAUAUUUUGGAUGUUCCAAAGAGCAGAGAGAGCCCAAGUAAAACACCACAGACAAAAACAAAAACACCUCAGAAAAAAGAAAACAAUUCAGCAUCAAAGACAAAAGAAACAACCAAGAAAGUAGUCAAAAGAAAACAAACUCUGUCAACUAAGAAAUAAAAACAAAUGUUUAUCAAUA